AUUGCAGCAGGGAGGUGACCAGCAGCAGAAGCGGCGGCAGCAGCAGCAGCUCAGUGGAGAAUAGCUCCUCUAUGAACGCCCUCAGACUUGCCUGUGAAUCACAUUUUCCACCUACAUCACUGUAACUUCAGAGUGGGCCCCUCCGAAGGAACACAUGCAACAAAACCUUUCUCUCUCACCGACAACUUCUCUGACACGAGGACGGUCUCACACACAAACAAGAAGUCCAGUAAUACAACCGAUUUAUCGGGAUUCGGGAACAUUUUUUUAGACUUGAGGAUAUCCCACAAAAGUUUUUGGUAUGGAAGAUCAUGAGCGAGUAUCGGAAUAAUGGUCUGUUCAUUCCACUGGCACAUUUAAUCAAGCAACCCCGAUGGAUCCGUAUAAGUUAGCGAUCAAGUGUUUCUGCCCUGGUCUAUGCAGUUAUUAAUAUGCUAUCGGGGACUGAGUAUUGAUCUAUAGCUGCCAUGGAUCUUCAGGUGAUUGUUUGGCUGUUCUACUGCUUUCUGAUGCCCACCGUGCUGUUAACAGCUUGUCUUUUUCGCUACAACAUCCUGUCACUGGUUUAUUUCCUCUAUCUGCUGCUACUGCCAUGGUUCCUGUGUCCGAACAAGCACACACUAAGAGGUCACACAGGUCGGUUUAUCAGAGCGGUAUUCUGUACCAGUCUACUAUUUGUACUGUCUCACAUCUGCUUCCAGACAGUACUAUACACAUAUCCUCCUCUCAACAUCGCUAUAGGUGAUAACUGUUCACAAUGGGACACCAUAAGCAGACAAAUAGGACUGUCCAGGCUUCCCUUGGAUGAUCCGUGGAGUGUAUUACGCCUUCUGUGUCCUGACCUGGGUGUGUGUGUGGUUGCCCUGAUUACAAUGGUCCUCUGCAACAGAUUGGUCAGAAACAGAAGAAUGGUGGCUGCUGCCAACAUUACAGCGCUUGAGGAUGAUCCAACAGAAAGAAAUAUAGACCAUGAGGAGGAAGAGACUUCAGGAGAUGAAGAAGUAGAAAACGAGGAUGAAGAUGAAGAAGAAGAAAGGUCAUUACCUGGUGACCCUGAUGAGGAGGUUUCCACUGCAACGAGAGCUAAGCAGCUGGCUGAGCGCCUGAAGGCCAAAGCCCGGAAAGUUUUGCGGGACCUGGGGAGAGUCUUAGCAGUCAGCCUGCUGGCUUUGGCUGGCAUCACACUGCCCUCUGCCUUCUCUGCCAUCUACUUCCUGCUUUUUAUUGGCAUGUGCACAUGGUGGGCGUGCCACCUCCCCAUCAGUCACCUGGGUUUCAAUGCACUGUGUGUGAUGGUGGGCUUCUUCACUGCUGGUCACAUGGUUUGCCUGUACUUGUACCAGAGUCUGCUGGCCCAGGCCCUGUUCCCCCCGUACAGUCUGUGGGCCAGACUCUUUGGUCUGAAGGACAUCAUCAUACCAGGAAACUGCUCCUCGCCCUAUGACCUUAACCUUAAUGCCGACCAUGACUGGCCAGUUUAUGUCAACCCAGGAAUACUGUUCCUCCUCUAUAUUACCGUAGCAACUGUUCUCAAAACAGGUUGUCAUGGAACACCUAACCAGCAGGUUAAGGAGCAGCAGCAAGACAAAACAGAAGAGGAGGAGAUGGUGGAGUUAAGGCCAUGGAAUAAACAGAAAACUAACUAUGAUGAUGACACACAGCUCAUGCUCAUGUCUAUGGGCACAGAAAGCAGCAGGGGAGAAACUAUGGCUGGAGAAAGUCAGCCUGAUCUGGAUGUAGGUGGCGCCCCCAGUGGCCCCCAACAGAGUGAAAGCCCCUUUUUCCUGCUGGGAAAGAUGGUCAUGCAGCAGAGCUAUGUCUGUGCUCUCAUAGCCAUGAUGGUUUGGAGCAUCAUGUACCACAGCUGGCUGACCUUUGUGCUGCUGCUGUGGGCGUGUCUCAUCUGGAUCCUGCGUGCCAGACGGCAUGCGGCCACACUGUGCUCUCCAUUCAUCCUGCUUUAUGGCCUGGCUCUGUGCUGUCUGCAGUACAUCUGGGCCAUGGAGCUUCAGCCUGAACUGCCCACCACUGUGGGCACCAUGAGCCUCAGACAACUGGGCCUGGAUAGAGCCCAGUACCCCUGUCUAAGUCUGGGAGCCAAGCUCCUGUUUACUUUAACCUUCUGGCUGUUGGUACGUCAGUCAGUAAAGGAAAACUUCAGCAGGAAGAGGAAAAUGGCCACACCACUACAGGAGGUCACUACCGGAGAAGAGGGCGCUGGUAAUGAAUCAGUGCUGAAGGUUCUAGGAGGCAUGGUGAUGAACAUUUAUGCAAAAUACUGGAUCUAUGUGUGUGGAGGAAUGUUCAUCAUGGUCUCCUUUGCUGGAAAACUCGUUGGAUACAAAAUCAUCUACAUGCUGCUGUUCCUGCUCUGCCUCUGUCUCUAUCAGGUGUACUACUCUCUGUGGAGGCGUCUGUUGAAACUCUUCUGGUGGCUUGUUGUGGCCUACACUAUGCUGGUGCUGAUCUCCAUCUACACUUACCAGUUUGAAGACUUCCCUGGAUACUGGAGAAACUUUACUGGUUUUACAGAAGAACAGCUGGCAGCAAUUGGUCUGGAGACGUUUGCUCUCUCUGAACUCUUCAGCAGUAUUCUUAUCCCUGGCUUCUUCCUGCUGGCCUGUAUUCUGCAGCUGCACUACUUCCACAAGCCCUUCAUGAGAAUCACUGACCUGGAGCAUGUUACCCCUAAACACAAGAAGAAGAACAGUGAGCGGACUGAGCCAAUUGGCUCUAAUGUGGGAACGGACGUUGAAGAGGAAGAUCUGGUGAAUAACAUCAAUGAGGAAUCUGAAGACGAAGGGGAGAUGAUGCCCAGUAAGUGGGGUCUGGUGAUGGACAGGUUACUGGUUCUGUCCAGAAGGUUCUCUGACAUUCUCACCAAAGUUCAAGUGUUUCUCUGGAGGCUUCUGGAGCUCCAUAUCCUCAAGAUGGUGGCCUUCUUCUCAGUGUGGGUUUCACUCGAAGAGCCAUCUGUGAUGAACUUCGUCCUGGUGGUGUUGUGGUCUCUGGCAAUGCCCUACCGUCGCUUCAGGCCCAUGGCUUCCUGUCUGUCUACAGUCUGGGUGUGCGUCAUCAUCGUGUGUAAGAUGCUGUACCAGCUCAGUGUUGUCAACCCUGUUGAAUACUCCAGUAACUGUAGCUUGCCUCUAACAAAUGAAACCAACCUAUUGCCAGAGGAGAUGAUGAACUCCUCUCUGUAUGAGGAGCCAGUGGAUCCUGCCAGAUGGUUUGGCAUCAGGAAAGAUGCCACAGUACUGGGAUACAGCAAGAACCAUUUAAUAGUGCUGAUGUUGUUGGUGUUUGAGGCAACAGUGUAUCGUCACCAGGCUCACCACUACCGUCAGCUCCAGCGAUCUCCCCCCACCAUCCGCACCCUGUUCCCCGGCGCUACCAGGGACACUCUAGACCAGGGCCUCAUACCCUGCUUCAAGUACCUGCUCAAUUACUCCUUCUACAAGUUUGGAUUAGAGAUUUGCUUUCUGAUGACGGUGAAUGUGAUUGGCCAGCGGAUGAACUUCUUGGUGAUAAUCCAUGGUUGCUGGUUGGUUGCCCUCUUGGUGAGGCGGCGGCGGGCAGCUAUCGCCAGGAUCUGGCCCAGAUAUUGUCUCUUUCUGUCUAUCUUCAUGAUCUACCAGUAUCUCCUGUGUGUGGGCAUACCUCCGGCACUCUGUAUAGACUACCCAUGGCGGUGGAACACACCAGUGUUGAUUAACUCGGCUCUCAUUAAAUGGAUUUAUCUGCCUGACUUCUACACUGUGCCUAACUCCAAAAACCUUAUAGCGGACUUUGUGCUGCUGAUGUGUGCAGCCCAGCAGUGGAAGGUGUUUGAGUGUGAGCACACAGAGGACUGGAUGGUUGCUGCAGGCGAGAACACAGACCACCCUGAACCAAUGGAAGGCCGGCUGUUUAACCCAGCACCCAACUUCAUCAACUGCAGGAGUUACCUCGACAUGGCUAAAAUCUUGGUGUUUCGUCACCUCUUCUGGUUUGUGCUGUCAGUGAUCUUCAUCACCGGGGCAACCAGGAUCUCUGUGUUUGGAUUGGGCUACCUGCUCGCCUGCUUCUUUUUUCUGCUGUUUGGGACCAAGCUAUUGGUCAAAUCAUCCAGGACCUGCCUGGCCCUGUGGGACUGUCUCAUUAUCUACAACGUGGCAGUCAUUAUAUCAAAAAAUAUGUUAUCAAUCCUGGCAUGUGUGUUUGUGUUUGAGAUGCAGAAGGGCUUCUGUUGGGUGAUUCAACUCUUCAGCCUGGUUUGCACAGUCAAAGGAUACUAUGACCCAAAAGCAGUGAGUGACAAGACCUGCAGCCUGCCGGUAGAAGAGGCCGGGAUCAUAUGGGACAGUAUCUGUUUUCUGUGCCUGUUGCUCCAGAGGAGGGUCUUCCUCAGUUACUACUUCCUGCAUGUGACGGCAGAGCUGCAGGCGUCUGCCAAACAGGCCUCGAGGGGUUUUGAGCUCUUUAGAGCCAGUAUCGUGAAGAACAUUAAGUUUUACCAACAAGCAGAGAAGAAGUCUCUGUCACAACUCAAGAGAUCGAUGCAGAGAAUUCGCUCCAAGCAGCAGAAGUACAGAGGUGGAUACAAAACAAGUGACGAUUCUCACGUGAGCGAGACUGCUGACGACCAGUCAGACAAGAAAAGUUCCAGGAAGAAAAAGUGGCACCAGCCGUGGAUGGACCAUGCUACAGUGCUGCAUUCCGGAGAGUACUACCUGUUUGAAUCAGAUACUGAGGAUGAAGAGGAAUCUGAAGAACAGAAGCCUCAGAAACAGACCGCCUCUCAGUUGGCUUACCAGGCGUGGGUGAGCAGUGUGAAAACAGCUUUGAGAGAACGUCAGAGACACCAGAAAAAGUUGAAGAGGAUUGAGAGAAAAGAGAAAGAGGGAGAAGGAGGAGUAGAUUCACAGGAGGCUUAUUCUGUGACAGGGUGUGGGGACAAUGAUGUGUUUGAGGAGCCUGGGCUUCAGGAAGAGGAGCCAGAAGAACAGGAGUCUGGUCACGGGGAGAUGGUUCAGAGGAUCUUGGAUAUAUUGCGCUUCUUAUUGGCCAUAGUUCUGGCCAUGGUGGAUGGACUAACCCACUGGCUCAACCUCCUUACUAAACAGUACAGAGAGACAUCUACUGUUCUGUGCAAUGAACGUUACUUCAUCAUACACAAGAUACAGCAGCAUCUUACAACAGCAGACUCCACAGAUGACCAGGUGUCUCAUGACAGUGAGAGUCCCACACUGGAGACUUGUUUGGAUGAGACAGAUGUAGACUCCACCAGAUACAGCUGCCUUGAGGUGGAUAGCAGGGCCGUGACAGGCCGGUCUACCCCCCGACCAAGGCUCAACAGCACUGGGAACCUCUUGAGUCCAGAACCCCCAUCCAGCAGCACGGAUCUGGUGACAGUGCCAUCUAAACAACAACACAGACAUUCCAGAACGGCCAGUGAGCUGCUGGGAGACAGGCAGUUCUUCAUUGAGGAGCUAGAGCAGAGCAGAGAGUUCUACAACAGUCAGAGCCGUCUGCUGAAGCUGCUGUUUGCCAUGUACAACCUGCUGGCAGCCAACUCAGAGCUAGUCUGCUAUUUUAUCAUAGUGCUGAACAACGUGGUCAGUGCCUCUGUGAUAUCACUGUUCCUCCCAAUACUGGUGUUCCUAUGGGCUAUGUUGGCUGUUCCAAGACCAACCAAGAAGUUUUGGAUGACUGCUAUAGUCUACACUGAGGUGAUGGUGCUGGUGAAAUACCUUUUCCAGUUUGGAUUCUUUCCUUGGAACAGUGUUUAUGAAUUGACUUUAAAUGAAGACAAACCUUUCUUCCCACCUCGUAUCCUGGGCCUAGAGAAGACUGACAACUACAUCAGAUAUGAUCUUCUUCAGCUGCUUGCUCUGUUCUUCCACAGAUCCCUGCUCAUGCGUUAUGGCCUCUGGGACCACGAGGGCCCCCUGGAGGAGCAAAGCCUUUCACCAGAAAGUUCUAAGGAUGAAGGAAAAACUAGAGAUGAAGAUGGAGGGAGGAAGGAGGGGAGAAAAGAAGAGGAGGGGGAGGGCAGAGUGAGCUCAACAUCUACCCUGGAAAACCCGGAAAUUACUGAACUGGACCAACUUGAAAACGAUAUUGUGGACUCUGUCAAACCGAGUACCAGCUCUGCUGCUGCUACCACACAACCUCCUGCAGAUGAACCAGCACCCAGCGGUUCAAAAGAAGGACAGGAAACUCCGUCUGGGCUGAAGAACAUGUUGAAUCUUCCCAGCAGGCCGAUGGAGGAUAAGAUGGAUGGAGAUGAAGAGCAGGUGAUAGAGGUAGCCCCAAAGAAAAGCAGCGGUAUCCGCUUCCGCAAGAAAGCAAAACAACCCAAACCACAAUGCAGCAAAGAGGAGCCCACAGCUGAAACUACAGAUUCCUGUGAAGAACCAGUGAAGAAGAAGCAGAAAGGCAGGAGGAGAGAGGCAGCCAGUCAGAGACUGCUGGCUGUGGGACACAAGAUAAAACAAGUCUUUGUCUCUGGUAUUCAGAGUGUUUACAGGCCAGCACAGGGAUUCUUCCGAGGUAUUCUCCAUGCUGAGUAUCGGACUGCUACAGAUGUCUAUGCGUUCAUGUUCCUGACUGAUGUCAUUGACUUCAUCAUCAUUGUCUUUGGUUUUUGGGCUUUUGGGAAACACAGUGCAGCAGCUGAUAUAGCCUCCACCCUGUCAGAGGACCAGGUUCCUGAGGCCUUCCUGGUCAUGCUGCUCAUCCAGUUCAGCACCAUGAUCAUUGACAGAGCCUUGUAUCUUCGCAAGGCUGUCUUGGGAAAACUCAUCUUCCAGGUGAUCCUUGUGUUUGGGAUCCACCUGUGGAUGUUCUUCAUCCUGCCAGCUGUCACUGAAAGGAAGUUCAAUCAGAACUUUGUGGCCCAGCUCUGGUACUUUGUCAAGUGUAUUUACUUCGGCCUGUCAGCCUAUCAGAUCCGCUGUGGCUAUCCCACUCGUAUCCUUGGCAACUUCCUCACCAAGAAAUACAACCACCUCAACCUGUUUCUCUUCCAGGGGUUCCGUCUGGUGCCGUUCCUCGUGGAGCUGCGAGCCGUGAUGGACUGGGUUUGGACUGACACCACUCUGUCUCUGUCAAACUGGAUGUGUGUGGAGGACAUUUAUGCCAAUAUCUUCAUCAUUAAAUGCAGCCGUGAGACAGAGAAGAAAUACCCACAGCCUAAAGGACAGAAGAAGAAGAAGAUAGUGAAAUAUGGCAUGGGUGGACUCAUCAUCUUCUUCUUGAUCUGCAUCAUCUGGUUUCCUCUUCUCUUCAUUUCAUUGGUCAGAUCAGUGGUGGGUGUUGUCAACCACCCCAUUGAUGUCACGGUGACUGUCAAGCUGGGAGGAUAUGAGUCCCUGUUCACCAUGAGUGUGCAGCAGCAGUCCAUCCAGCCGUUCACAGAAGAUGAAUAUAACCAACUAACCCAAAAAUUUGGGGACAAUGCGGUAGCCAUGCAGUUUAUCACGCUCUACAGUUAUGAGGAUAUCGUGACAGCCAUGAUAGAAGGGAGUUCAGGAUCGGUAUGGAGGAUCAGCCCUCCCAGCAGACAGGAAGUCAUUAAAGAACUACUUGGAAGUCAUGUUGACCUAACACUACGUCUAGCCUGGACUUUCCAGAGGGACCUAGGUAAAGGAGGGACGGUGGAACACACAUUUGACAAACACUCAAUAGAUCUGGAACCCGGGAACCCAGUCAGAGCAGAUCUGGCCUCACUACUGGUUGGCAAUCGCACUGAGCCUGUGCAUGUUCCUAGUAUGUUCCCUAACUACAUCCGUGCCCCCAAUGGAGCUGAGGCCAAACCAGUAACUCAACUAUAUAAAGGUAAUGAAGACGGUUACCUGAAUAUAACCCUGUCACUGAUGAGUGACAGGUCACUGAAUGGCAGUGGGAACCAGGAGUGGUGGAACAUUGCCAUUGCGGGCUGUGACCCCGCCUCCUGUGGGGUUCUGCCCAUGGUCAUAUUCAAUGAUAAAGUCAGUCCACCCAGCUUGGGUUUCCUGGCUGGAUAUGGGAUCAUGGGUCUGUAUGUGUCUGUGGUCUUAGUCAUUGGGAAGUUUGUGCGGGGCUUCUUCAGUGAGAUCUCCCACUCCAUCAUGUUUGAGGAGCUGCCCUGUGUGGACCGCAUCCUGAAGCUCUGCACAGACAUCUUUCUGGUGCGUGAGACAGGAGAGCUGGAACUGGAAGAGGAACUUUACUCCAAACUAAUCUUCCUCUAUCGAUCUCCAGAGACUAUGAUCAAAUGGACCAGAGACAUGCACAGCCAAGACCAAGACAGACACUGACAUAUAGACUGACUAAUCAUGUUAGGUGUUAGUGAUAUUUGAAGCUCACUGCAAAGAUGUCCAGGGGACAGCACAAGGAAGGCUUCUUGAGAACCCUCCUUACCAGAGUGGACAUAGCCUUACAGACAAGGAUGCCCAUAGAAGGAGUUGUACACUAAUAGACACACUGUAUGAAACAUCUCCUGUUGCUGUUGCAUCUUCAGAGCGGCCUAAGCACUUUCAUCAAACCACCUUACACUACAGACUAUUGAAUUGCAGUCCCACUGUGAGUGGGAUGGCUAGCAGCUGGAUGUCUGUCUUGCAGGUUUUGGACAUGACUCCCCUGGAAAUCAAAAUUAGCUGUGUUAAUGGUCAGAGAUUAAAGGUCAAACACAAGAGACACUUCAUUUCCAACCUCUGUGAAUUGGAGCCACCCAGGUGGAGUGACUGAAACCUGAAACUAAUUGGUUAAACCAUCUACAGGUACUGUACUAGUAUGCUGAUGAUUUGAAAACAUGCCAUGCUGUCAAUCAAAAUUCCUGUAAAAUGAUUGUGUCUGCAGCAGCCAUGUUGGUUUGUCUUUACAUCAUGAACCAAGGUUUGACAAACAAGUCCGAUUGAAAAGGUAAUUUUAGGUUAUAUUACAGACCAAAAACCCAUCAAACCCAUUGUUUGAUGAUGGCCCUGAGAGCACUGGAAAUUAAGAAAACAUGCUACGAUAACAACAGAACUAAACUGUUUUUAGGGGACAUGGGGUGAAGAUGGCUGGGACAAGCUUGUUUUUGCCAUGGUUUUUAGCUUAUGAAGUUUUGUUUUGGUUUAUUUUGACAUUAAUAGCAUGAUUCAAAUAUUUUUGCAGAUGUCUGCUCUUAAUCUAGCAUCAACAUUUUGACUAUUAUUAGCCUGCCAAUUAAAUCAAUUGGACGAAAUACACACAAUUAAGUGUAAAACAGGCUUAUGUUAUGUUAGCUAGAGUUAAUAUCAGAAUUGUCACCAGUUAACAUUUAAGGACAAAAAUAAAUUACAAAUGGUUUAAU
Molecule: messenger RNA, 9298 nt
Organism: Etheostoma cragini (Arkansas darter)
Lineage: Eukaryota; Metazoa; Chordata; Actinopteri; Perciformes; Percidae
Gene: piezo1
Product: piezo-type mechanosensitive ion channel component 1
Exons: 54
Coding region: 468-8282 (2604 amino acids)
Source: RefSeq, a predicted model, not a curated record